Messenger RNA from Strongyloides ratti, 1623 nucleotides. Its product is annotated as Sulfatase domain and Alkaline phosphatase-like, alpha/beta/alpha domain and Alkaline-phosphatase-like, core domain-containing protein. The record is from RefSeq and is a predicted model, not a curated record. NCBI's taxonomy places the organism in Eukaryota, Metazoa, Nematoda, Chromadorea, Rhabditida, Strongyloididae. The transcript has 3 exons. The coding region runs from base 1 to 1623 and encodes 540 amino acids. Gene Ontology annotation, molecular function: arylsulfatase activity.
AUGUUAUCAUUUUUCCAUUCUGUUUAUAUAAUUAUAAUAUUUUCUUUUAUUAAUGGAAAGGAUGUACCAACACCUGAUCGACCUAAUAUUGUUGUUUUGAUGGUUGAUGAUAUGGGUUUUGGAGAUUUAAAUUCAUAUGGAAAUCCAUCACAAGAAUUUAAUGAAAUUGAUCAAAUGAUUAAGGAGGGAAGAAAAUUUACAUCAGCAUAUAGUGCUGAUUCAAUGUGUUCACCAAGUAGAGCAGGAUUUUUAACAGGAAAACUUCCAAUACGCCUUGGAAUUGUUGGUGGUUCAAGGGUAUUUAUACCAUCAGACAAAGGUGGUCUUCCAAAAAAUAUAAAAAUUAUGUCAGAGAUGCUUAAAGAUAAUGGUUAUUUUACAGGAAUGAUUGGUAAAUGGCAUAUGGGUAUUAAUAAAUAUAAUCAUUCUGAUGGUGAAUAUCUUCCAAAUAAACGUGGUUUUGAUUAUACAGGAAUAAAUUUACCCUAUACUAAUGUUUGGGAAUGUGAUACAACAGGAAAAUAUUAUAAACCUGGUCCAGAAAAUAAAUAUUGUUUUUUAUAUAGAAAUAAUCAAAUAAUUCAACAACCAAUAAAAUUUGAUAAUUUAACUAAUCGUCUUGUUGAUGAUUGGAUGUCAUUUUUAAAUGAUCGUAUACAAAAAGAUCAAAAUAAUUCACCAUUCUUUUUUUAUUUCUCUUUUCCUCAUAUUCAUACAACACAAUUUGCUGAUUAUCCAUUUCGUGGAAUGUCAAAACGUGGAAUUUUAGGUGAUAAUCUUAAUGAAAUGGCAUGGGCUGUUGGUAAAGUAUUAGAAUCAUUGAGAAUCGCAAAAAUUGAAAAAAAAACUUUAGUUAUUUUACUUAGUGAUCAUGGACCACAUGUUGAACUUUGUAAUAAUGGUGGUAGUACUGCUGGAUUGAAAGGUGGUAAAAGUAAUAGCUUUGAAGGUGGUUUUAGAAUUCCACUUGUUGCUUGGAUGCCUGGUACGAUUCCCCCUGGUACUGCAUCAGAUAAAGUUAUAUCUGCAAUGGACUUUUAUCCAACAUUUGCAGCAAUAAGUAAUGUUAAUAGACAAAAUAAAAUUACUGCCACAAAAGAUAUAUUGGAUGGAAUUAAUAUAUGGCCUGAAUUAAUAGGAAAAAAAUCUAAGAGACGACAGGUAACAAGUAAUAACUUUGAAUAUGACUAUUUAACAAAAAUAAGUUACAAAAGACCAAUAUUUUUUUAUUGUAAUAAACAUUUAAUGGCUAUACGUCGUGGUGACUUUAAAAUUCACUACAAAACUUCACCUAUAUUUUUAAAUUCAACAAAUGACAUAAAAUUAGAAGAUUAUUGUCCUAAUGGAAAACCAAAAAAUGAUUGGUAUGUAUCACAAACAUGUCCUGAUAAGGAUCUUAUUACUCAUAAUCCACCAUUAAUUUAUAAUAUAUCAAAAGAUCCAUAUGAAUUAUAUCCUUUAAAGGAUAAUAAAAUAGUUAAAAUGAUUAGAGAAGUAUUUAAAGAUAUUAUGGAUAGUCACAUACAAAGUAUAAUUCCAGUUCCAGAUCAAUUAGGAAAUUAUGACCCAAAUGUUAUUCCAUGUUGUGAUCCUCCAAAAUGCCGUUGUGAUAAACUAACAUAA